This is a messenger RNA of Mauremys mutica (yellowpond turtle), 4721 nucleotides long. RefSeq names its product zinc finger MIZ-type containing 2 (gene ZMIZ2). NCBI's taxonomy places the organism in Eukaryota, Metazoa, Chordata, Testudines, Geoemydidae. Gene Ontology annotation, biological process: protein sumoylation; regulation of transcription by RNA polymerase II. The record is from RefSeq and is a predicted model, not a curated record. Gene Ontology annotation, molecular function: SUMO ligase activity; zinc ion binding. Bases 373 to 3156 code for a protein of 927 amino acids. The transcript has 19 exons.
GGGAGGCAGGAUGGAGGUGGGGAGCUGCGCGCAGCGGCUCACUCACCCCGCGGUGGCUCAGGCAGCGGCAGCGGCAGGAGCGGAGGCAGGGCACGGAGGGGCCGCAGAGCCAGGGCUUUGUUAGUUGCACCCGCCGAGCUCCCCCCUUCCCCCACCGCCGAGCCCCCCCGCCCCCCAGCCAUGGAGCCGGGCCAGCAGCAGGCUCAGUGAGCCCCCCCCCCCCCGCCUCCCCCAGCAACGCCGCGCAGGGAGGAAGAGGGCGAGGAAGGCGAAGGGCCAUUUUUGUCUCCUUGGAAGUCUGGCUGGAGCCACCCAGCAGCCGUCGCUGUUCCCGAAGACCCAGCACGCAGCCCGCUCGCCUGCCUGCAGCCAAUGAACUCCAUGAACCCAAUGAAACCAUCCCUCCCACCCACGCCGCAUGGUGAUGGUUCAUUUGCAUAUGAGUCAGUUCCUUGGCAACAGAGCACCAAUCAGCCUGCAGGAUCUCUCUCCGUGGUAACCACCGUGUGGGGCGUCAGCAACAACACGUCCCAGAGCCAGGUUUUUGGAAACCCCAUGGGCCCUGGGGGAAACACCUCUGGAAACCCCAUGAUGCCCGGCAUGGCUGGCAACGGCUCUGGAAUGAACUCGCCUCAGUUUAUGGGACAGCAGCCUUUCCCGGAGGGGGCCACCGGCAAGGGCUACGUGCAGCAGGGGAUGUACGGCCGUAGCACGUACCCCGGGGGGCCGGGCUUCACCACUAGUUACGCAGGCAGCCCCAACGGCCCCGGCGGCAUGGGCCUCCCUUCGCACACGGGCCGGCCCCCAGCCGACUUCACCCAGGCAGCUGCUGCAGCCGCUGUGGCCGCAGCAGCUGCCACAGCCACGGCCACGGCCACAGCCACGGUGGCCGCCCUGCAGGAGAAACAGAGUCAGGAGCUGAGCCAGUACGGAGCGAUGGGGGCCGGGCAGCCAUUUAACAGCCAGUUUCUGCCUCACUCGGGCCCCCGUGGACCCGCUGUGCCAGCUGGGAUGAACCCUGCCAGCAUGGGGGGCGUGAUGGGCCCUUCAGCAAUGUCUCCCAUGAGCAUGAACCCCGCCAGGGCCCCUGGCAUGACCCCCUUGUAUGGAGGACAGAGGCUGCCCCAGCAUGGGUACCCCGGGCCCCCACAGAGCCAGCAGAUCCCCCGGCAGGGGGUCAAGAGGACGUAUUCCAGUGACGGUUACCCUGGGCAGCAGUACAUUCAGGGGGCCCAGUACCCCACCCAAGCUGCCCAGUAUGCCCCCAGCGCACCCCAGCCAUCUGCCCCGUCCCCCUCAUACCCUGGCCACAGGAUGCCCAUGCAGCAAGGAAUGGGCCAGUACCUCUCUGCCUCUGGCUCUGCUGGACCAUACUACAAGCCAACUGACCAGUUCAAUGGGCAGAAUGCCAGCUUCACCAGCUACAGCCAGGCCUCCAUGAAUGGGCCUGGCCGGUCUAUGCCUGGCUACCCCAGCUCCCCGCUGCCCGGGAACCCCACACCCCCCAUGACGCCCGGAAGCACCAUCCCGCCAUACAUGUCCCCAGGGCAGGACGUCAAGUCUCCCUUCCUGACAGACAUCAAGCCCACCAUCAGCUCCCUGCACCCGUCGCCUUCGGGCAACCCGUGCGAGGAGCUGCGCCUGACCUUCCCCGUGCGGGACGGGGUGGUCCUGGAGCCCUUCCGCCUCCAGCACAACCUGGCCGUCAGCAACCACGUCUUCCAGCUCCGGGACUCUGUCUACAAGACGCUGAUGCUGAGGCCUGACCUGGAGCUCCAGUUCAAAUGCUACCACCACGAGGACCGACAGAUGAACACUAACUGGCCGGCCUCAGUCCAGGUCAGCGUCAAUGCUACGCCCCUGACUAUCGAGCGGGGAGACAACAAGACUUCUCACAAGCCCCUCUACCUGAAGCAGGUGUGCCAGCCCGGGAGGAACACCAUCCAGAUAACGGUCACCGCCUGCUGCUGUUCUCACCUCUUUGUCCUGCAGCUGGUGCACCGGCCCUCCGUUCGGUCAGUGCUGCAAGGGUUAAUAAAGAAGCGCCUGCUACCAGCUGAGCACUGCAUCACCAAAAUAAAGCGAAACUUCAGCAGCGGGACGAUCCCAGGGACUCCGGGUCCCAAUGGGGAGGACGGCGUGGAGCAGACAGCUAUCAAGGUGUCGCUGAAGUGUCCCAUCACCUUCCGGAGAAUCCAGCUCCCUGCCCGAGGGCAUGACUGCAGGCACAUACAGUGCUUCGACUUAGAGUCCUACCUGCAGCUGAACUGCGAGAGGGGAACGUGGCGGUGUCCUGUUUGCAAUAAAACAGCCCUGCUGGAAGGACUAGAGGUGGAUCAGUACAUGCUGGGGAUCCUGAUCUACAUUCAGAACUCCGACUAUGAGGAGAUCACCAUCGACCCCACGUGCAGCUGGAAGCCAGUACCCAUCAAGCCCGACAUCCACAUCAAGGAGGAGCAGGACGGCCCUGUGCUGAAGCGCUGCCGGACCAUGAGCCCCACUCACAUGGUGAUGCCCAAUGUCAUGGAGAUGAUCGCUGCCCUGGGCCCCGGCUCCUCACCAUUCACGCCCCUGCAGCCCCCGCCCACCAGCGGCAGUGCCAGUGACUACAGCAGCCAGAGUUCCAGCUUCUCCGGCCCCGGCAAUUUCCCAGACUCGUUCCCUCCCACAAACCCCGGCACCCCGACGUUAAACGAAUUCACUCCAGGGCCUCCCCCCAUCUCCUACCAAUCGGACAUUCCCAGCAGCCUCCUGACCCCUGAAAAGCCACCGGCUCCCUCCAUCACCGGACAGAUGCCUCCAUCUGGCAGGAUGGAUCCAUCCCACAACCCUGUGCAGCAGGGGCUUCAUAACCCCAACCUCAGCGGCCAGUCGGGACAGCAGCUCCAUCAUCGGAACCCUCCCCCUCCGCAGUCCCGGCAGUCCAUUGGGCAGGCGGGAUCCGGGGGUCCAGCGCAUGCAGGGGAUCUUGCCUUUAACCCUGGGCCUGGGAUGGUGGGGCAGCCAGGCAUGCCGGGAGCUGGGGAAGGGCCAGAGCCUUCCCUCGAUCUUCUUCCCGAACUGACAAACCCCGAUGAGCUGCUCUCCUACCUGGGCCCACCAGAUCUCCCCAACAACAGCAACGAUGACCUGCUCUCCUUGUUUGAGAACAACUGAAGCCGUCCCUGGUAGAACGCAGCAACCAGGCCCAAAGGCCCUCCAUGCCCUCGUCCUUGCCUCUGCCCUGAGGCACCUCCACACUCAUCCAUCCCACAGCUUCCCAGACACGCGCCUCUCCUCUGCACUGGGCAAGGACCAGGGCUGAGGCAGCCCAGGACUUUGGCCUGAACAAUAAUCCCCUUGUCUGAACUCUCAGAACCUGCCCCACAAAAAGGACCCUGGAGCAGCUGGCUCUGGGAAUCCUUCCUGCGCAACGGAGAUGGCCCUCUCAGACCAUUCCUGGAGCCUCCGGGACACAGACGCACUCGGGCUAUGCUAACGUGCCAGGUCACCAACAUGCUGGGUGUACUGGCCCCAUUGAUCGACCCUGGAGGUGUCCUACAAACCACAGCUGGAGAAGAACAAAGCAGAGCAACUUCUUGGAAUGGGGCUGGUGGCACCCAGCCUCCCCCAGCUUCCUCAGCUGGCUCUAGGAUGCUCAGCUCUGCCUGGGCGCAUGGAGGUUCAGGAUGGAGACUGGCGCCAAUGUGUACAUUGCCGCACAGCCUAAGGCCAUUGGGGAAACGUGCUGAAGGAAAGCAGAGAGCCAUGGAGCCCAGUAUGAGGUUCACUCCCAGGGCCUGGCGAAGCAGACACAGCAUUGCCCUUGAAGGCCUCCAGAAGCCAUCUUCACCCAUCCCAGCUCCUAGAUGGGCACAGCACCGAGUUGGCUUCAGGCCCCCCCCCAGUGCUCAUGUGCUCUGGCUCCCUGCCAUCUCUAGGAGUGUCAGAACAUCACAGGAGCAUGCUUGGAGAUCCACAUCCGCUAUCUGCUCAGCGGGGUUGGGCCAAUGAUGAAUUGCAGUGGAAGAGAGGGGGGGUCUGGAAAGCCUCUUCCAUUCCCUUCCCCAGGACUGCAGCAGCAGCAGCAAAGGAACCUGGCUCCGUCAGAAAGACCAGGCAGUUCCCCAAACACGCCCUGACAGACUGACUCCAUCUGGUGAUGGGUCAUCUACAAGCACAAUGAUGUACAUAGUUUAGAAACACUAAAGGAAACAAACCCAAUAUAUUUAAAGGCAAGUGGGUCGCUCUGGUGUCUAGUUCUGGGGUCCCCCAGCCCCGGGGCAAGAGUCCUCUGUAUAAAUGUGCAUAUGCUCCCUAGUUUGUAAUAUAGACCAUUCCAUGUGGGACCACCCGCGCCACCAGAGACUGCUGCUUCAGCCAGAGCGGGACCCUUCCCUCACAUUCGAAAUGUCUGUCCCACCCAAGCCAGGUCUGGCUGCCGAGGAUGGGAACACGCCCAGCCAGCCCUGGAAAUCAAAGCGAAGAGUCAGUCCAAAAUGCUGUGGUUUUGGAACCUGCCGCCCCACCUCUCCACCCCCAGUCAGCGCCCCUCUCCAACCAAGGCUGAAUUCAGUGUGGUGGAGAAGGGGUCCCAAAGGCGGCCUGAUGGGGGAAAUCCAAACCAUUGUCCCUGGCCGGAUUUCUUAGGCCGGAGUCCUGUGUCUGAGUGCUGAUGACUGUUUAGUUUUGUGUAUCCCGUUUCAUUAUCGCUAUAUAUUAAAGGAUUUCUUUUUGGUGGG